AUGUUUUAAUCAUAUGUAUUUAAUCGAAAAUUGAAAACAGAGUCUAAUAAAAUGACUUAGACUUUUAAGAUGACAAAUGUAUUUAAAAGAUCGAAUAAACAUAAAAAUUAUUCUUUUGAAUAUCCUAAUGACUAUGAUUAAUUACCUAAAAAACUUAGAUGUUAAUCAACUUAUUCAAAACUUUGUGGUUUCAGAUCUCAUAAAUAUCAAUUAUUUCAUGAUAUAAUAUCUGAAUUUGCAGAACAUAAAAAAUAAAGAUUAGCUAAUGUUAUUAUACAAAAUCUAAGUAAUGAUUGCUUUAUUAAAGGAUCACCAGAAAAAUAAAACCUACCAUCAUAAGGUUCAGCUCGUAAUAUAUUCUCAAAGAAUGGACCCAAUUUAAAUCAUAAUUAUAGUCAAUUUAUGAAAAAAGUUAAAGAUUUCAAAAUUGCUGAAUAGAACCUUGUUUCAUAAACUCCUAGGUAUUCAUUUUCAUUACAAUUCAGAUCAAUAUAAGAAAAUAUGCCGCUUACUAGAUAACCCUCACUUGAAUAACCUUUUGAUACUAAAUAAACCAUUACUCUAAGUUCUUCAAGAAAAUAAAGUCCAAAAAUGUUGUUCAGUAAUAUAACACCUUUAUUUUAGAACCUUAAUAAUUUAUAUUAAAAUCUUAGUUCAAAAAAUACAAUGCUCUUGAAAAAAUAUUGACUGAAGCCAGAAACUAAAUCAAAACUUCCCAAUCUCCCAGAUCUAUUCAAAUAAGUCAACACAAAAAAACUAAAUCUCAUCCUAUUAAUGUUUAUACUGAACAAAACAAACUCUUAUAAAGAGCCAUACUAAAAACUAAGCUGAAUUCUAAUUAAUGA
Molecule: messenger RNA, 845 nt
Organism: Paramecium sonneborni
Lineage: Eukaryota; Ciliophora; Oligohymenophorea; Peniculida; Parameciidae
Source: the annotation of a GenBank genome assembly